Bombus pyrosoma is the source of this 1111-nucleotide messenger RNA. RefSeq lists its product as uncharacterized. The record is from RefSeq and is a predicted model, not a curated record. The coding region runs from base 1 to 1014 and encodes 337 amino acids. The transcript has 3 exons. NCBI's taxonomy places the organism in Eukaryota, Metazoa, Arthropoda, Insecta, Hymenoptera, Apidae.
AUGGCAUCCUUCCGGCCCAAGUUCCAAAUUCCCAGUGUAGUGUCGUUAAAGGAUAACAGAUAUCAGAGACCAUUAUUGAAUGGUCCUUCGAUAAUACAAUCUGUGCUAAAGGAGAACAUCAGAGCGUUUUGGUUCCGGAAAUCUAAGGAUCAACCGGUCGAACCUACCGUAGGCAACUGUGCGCAACCUUUGUCACCUCGUAUGGAUCUCGUUUGCAAGGGUUGUCCUUCAAAGUGUCUCGAAUUUGAAAAACAGAAAAAAAAAUCGAAGAGACAAUUUUUUGGUUCUAAGAAACAAUCAGGAAAGCCAAGCAAUUGCAAGGAGGAAGAGAAACCGGUAGAAAAGAAAUUGAUCUGGUGGGAGACGAUAUUCGGUCCAAGCCCUAAGAGACUCUGGCCUGAUCCAUGUACUUGUAGACUAGCCCACAGAGAGAGAAAAAAGAUGAGGGCACGCGAUCCAAGAUUGCGCGAUCCAAGAUAUCAACAGACUGCAGGAGAUGUUCUUUUGUAUACAGAACCGGUAAGACGAUGCUCGGUAUCUUCUUGCUUCGAACCACAACCGAAAUCUCCACCAGGAUAUAAGAUACCCAAAGCGGCGAUUUUCAAAAUCAUGGAAGAUGUCUCCUAUAUGAUGCCGGGUAAUCGCAUGGCUCUUGAUAUGCAAAUGUAUAAAGUUGAUAAAGAUGUACGAUUGAAACCGUGUAGUCUUCCGUACGAAGAAUUAAGACCUCCAGAAAAACAAAGAAGACCAUUCAGUUGUCAAUUAGGAAUUCAAUCGAAAGACAUUCUUCCACCAAUAAAUAGAGACUUGAAUUAUUAUGGAGGUCUUCGACAACAAUCGGUCCAGGAAGCUAAACUACCGAAGAACCUCAAAUCCACCCAAAGAAGUCAGAAGAAAUUGCCUGAUACUGGAACCAAUUUAGAUCAAAUAGUCCAAAAGCGAAGUAGAAUAGAGCAGCUUAAAAUGUAUAUCAGGCAGAAAGACAUGUCUUAUUAUCCGCCGUUUUCUUCCUGAUCGACGAUGUUGAAUCCAUUUUGCCAUGACAAAGAAUCUAUUAACUAAAUAAAAUGCUGAAUUUUCGUGUAAUGUAUAUUUAAAUCGUCCGUGUGUG